This is a messenger RNA of Pipistrellus kuhlii (Kuhl's pipistrelle), 2130 nucleotides long. RefSeq names its product uracil DNA glycosylase (gene UNG). Gene Ontology annotation, cellular component: nucleus; mitochondrion. Lineage: Eukaryota; Metazoa; Chordata; Mammalia; Chiroptera; Vespertilionidae. Gene Ontology annotation, biological process: base-excision repair; base-excision repair, AP site formation via deaminated base removal. Bases 95 to 1021 code for a protein of 308 amino acids. The record is from RefSeq and is a predicted model, not a curated record. Gene Ontology annotation, molecular function: uracil DNA N-glycosylase activity. The transcript is spliced from 7 exons.
GCGGACCGCCACUGCCAGCGCCCGCCUGCCCGCCGGACCCCGGGCGGCGCGCCUCCGCUUCCCCCAGCCUCGCGGGCCCCCGGGCGGCUUCGGGAUGAUCGGCCAGAAGACGAUCUACUCCUUCUUCUCCCCGAGCCCCGCCGGGAAGCGACGCGCCCGCAGCCCCGAGCCGGCCGCCCCGGGGACCGGCGUGGCGGCCGUGGGUGCAGAGAUCAGCCCCGCCAAGAAGGCCCGGGCGGAGCAGGAGGAGCCCGGCACACCGCCCUCGUCGCCGCUGAGUCCCGAGCAGCUGGACCGCAUCCAGAAGAACAAGGCCGCGGCCCUGCUCAGACUCGCGGCCCGCAACGUGCCGGUGGGUUUCGGUGAGAGUUGGAAGAAGCACCUCAGCGGAGAGUUCGGAAAACCGUAUUUUAUAAAGCUGAUGGGAUUUGUUGCAGAAGAAAGAAGACGUUACACUGUUUAUCCGCCCCCACACCAAGUCUUCACCUGGACCCAAAUGUGCAACAUAAGAGAUGUGAAGGUUGUCAUCCUGGGACAGGAUCCAUAUCAUGGACCCAAUCAAGCUCAUGGGCUCUGCUUUAGCGUUCAAAGACCUGUUCCGCCUCCGCCCAGCUUGGAAAACAUUUAUAAAGAGCUGUCUACGGACAUAGAAGGCUUUGUCCAUCCUGGCCAUGGAGACUUAUCUGGCUGGGCCAAGCAAGGUGUUCUCCUACUCAACGCUGUCCUCACCGUCCGCGCGCAUCAGGCCAAUUCUCACAAGGAGAGAGGCUGGGAGCAGUUUACCGACGCGGUCGUGUCCUGGCUGAAUCAGAACUCAAGUGGCCUCGUCUUCUUGCUCUGGGGCUCUUAUGCUCAGAAGAAGGGCAGUGCCAUCGACAGGAAGCGCCACCACGUGCUGCAGACCGCCCACCCCUCCCCUCUGUCGGUGUACCGAGGGUUCUUUGGGUGCAGACAUUUCUCCAAAACCAACGAGCUGCUGCGGAAGUCCGGCAAGGAGCCCAUCAACUGGAAGGACCUGUGACCCUGAACUGGGGCGGGGGGUCCUCCGGGCAGCUUCUAGAAGCUGCCAUUGAAGUAUCUGUCAUGACGAAGUCGGAUUGAGAAAAUAAUUUCCCCGGUGAUCCCUCGGCACCAUGCACGCCGGGAGAACGUUUCGGUAGCGCGGCCGUCCGCCAGGCUGCCCAGGAGCGGCGGCGCUACCCAGCAGAGACUGUCCCCUGCGACCAUGUGUCUGUCUCAGGAACUUGGCCUUGGCUUAGAAAAGACACGUCACAGUUUGGGGAAAGAAGAAGAGUUCGAAUUCUCUAGACUCUCCUCGGUUUCCUUUCUGGUUAGAGAUGGUGGGACAAGCACCUUUUCAGUGUCUGAGCCAGCUGCUAGUUGCUUUCACCGGUAGGUUAGACGUUAGGCUGUAAGUGUUGGGUGGUUUUAUGUAGGAAGGCCCGCUUCGCACACGGGCCGGGUCCUUACAGAGCCCCCCAGGCCCCUCCUGGCAGGAAAUGGGGAUUUUAUUUUGUUUUAUUUUUUGCCAGUUCCCAGAAAUUGGGGGUCAGUUACCUGAUUGGAGCCCAGCAGAGAAUUCCUAAGGAACAGUUCCCGCUGUGAGCCCUCAGACUGGCAGAGGCCGGGAGAAGUGGGCUGGUUGUUCUCUGGGUGUUUCUAGGAAUAGGCAGUGGAAGGAGGGAGGGGUUUGGUUUUGUUUUAAGAAGGGAAAUUGUUUUCUCCCGUGUGUAUCUUGCACUGGGAGAAAAGGCAGCAUAAUGCCAAAUGCUUUUUUUUUUUUUUCUUUUUUUCUUUUUUCUUUUUUCUUUUUUUCUUUUUUUUUCUGGACAGAAGUCACAUAGUUUUACCAUUUUCUGGAACAUUGGAGAAUUUCACUCUUUUUAAAAAUAUCAGUACUUCUGUGCCUGGCUACGUGGCUCCAUGGUCCAGGGUCAGUCUGUGAACCAGGCUGUCACGGUUGGAUUUCUAGGCGGGUGUUGUUUGUUUGUUUGUUUGUUUUUUAAUCUUUUAAAAGACCAUCUUCAUUAGGGCUGAGCCUCCAUCCUAGGUCCGUUAGGGAUGCUCCCGUUAGCGGGGCUCAGAGUUAAACCUGCUGGAGUUUGGGAAUAAAAGGUUGUGGAAGUUUCA